AGCCACAAGCGAGCCGGAACUGGUAGUUGUUUGCUGGUCUACCUGAACAAUAGCACUGAAUAACGAACCAGAUAUUAGCAGUUGUUUUGAUAAACCUUCCUUUUACCUUUAUCUACAAAAUUUACUUAAACAGAUCGCGCACUGGCAUUUCGUGGUGAUGUGCAGUUAUGUUUGAAUAUACUGCACAAAUGACAGCGUUAGCAUUAACCUUUAGCGAGCAACGCGUUCUGUAGACGGCAAUGGAUAAGCGCUAGUAUUUAUUUACACUGGAAUUACGAGUUGUGUGAAGCGUCACUUUACAGCAUUUAAAUCAUGACUACCGGUGCUGAUGUGAGGGACAUUUUGGAGUUGACGGGAGGGGAUAACGAUGGCCCGAUCAGUAAGAAAGACCUCAUCAGUUCUGACAAGAAAAAAUCCAAGAAAACAACUGAAACGUUGACCUUCAAGAGGCCAGAGGGAAUGCACAGAGAGGUCUAUGCGCUACUGUAUUCUGAUAAAAAGGAUGCGCCCCCAUUGCUGCCCAGUGACACCACCCAGGGCUACAGGACAGUCAAAGCCAAACUGGGCUGUAAAAAGGUUCGUCCAUGGAAAUGGAUGUCCUUCAGUAAUCCAGCCCGAAGGGAUGGUGCCAUAUUCCACCACUGGCGACGGGUGGCAGAGGAGGGCAAAGACUACCCUUUUGCCCGCUUCAACAAGACAGUGCAGGUACCUGUUUACUCGGAGCAGGAAUACCAGCUUCAUCUCCAUGACGACAGCUGGACUAAGGCAGAGACGGACCACCUGUUUGAUCUGUGCAAACGCUUUGACCUGCGCUUUGUAGUUGUGCACGACCGCUAUGAUCACCAGCAGUACAGAAAACGGUCCGUAGAAGACCUCAAAGAACGCUACUAUGGUAUUUGUGGAAAGCUGACCAAGGUCCGUGCGCCUUCAGGGACCGAGCCCAAGAUAUACAUCUUUGACGCUGGUCAUGAAAGGCGACGCAAAGAGCAGCUGGACAAACUCUUCAAUCGUACACCUGAACAAGUGGCAGAAGAGGAAUAUCUGCUCCAGGAGCUGAGAAAGAUUGAGACAAGGAAGAAGGAGCGGGAAAAGAACGCUCAGGAUCUGCAGAAGCUCAUCAAAGCGGCUGACACGACCACAGAGUUGAGACGAGCCGAAAAGAGAGUAUCCAAAAAGAAACUUCCACAAAAAAGAGAAACAGAGAAACCGGCUGUUCCAGAGACAGCAGGCAUCAAAUUCCCAGAUUUUAAAUCUUCUGGGGUUACACUGCGCAGCCAGAGGAUGAAACUGCCUGGAUCGGUGGGCCAGAAGAAGAUCAAGGCAAUUGAGCAGAUUCUGGUGGAUCAAGGAGUGGAUCUCAACCCAAUGCCGACAGAAGAAAUUGUGCAGAUGUUCAACGAGCUGCGAAGUGACCUGGUGCUCCUCUACGAGCUGAAGCAGGCACACAGCAAUUGUGAGUACGAACAACAGAUGCUGCGUCACCGCUAUGAAGCCCUGCUGAAGGCCGGCAACGGAGGAGCAUGUGGCAUUAUGGCGACGUCUGCACCGCAAAGCGUAGAACCCGGUGGCGGUAACAGCAUGACUGCAUCCACUCCGGUGGGGGAAGCCCAGACGUGGCCCAGCACUGAUGACAUCAAGGUUGAAGCCAAGGAACAGAUCAUUGAUGUGGUGGGAGCUCCACUGACCCCCAACUCACGCAAACGGAGAGAAUCAGCAUCCAGCUCUUCAUCAGUGAAGAAGGUGAAGAAGCCUUGAUGAGGACAUGUACAAGGUGGGGACAGGAACAAGGGCUCACCUUAAGAAAACAUGACAGCUGAACAUGUGAGACAUGGCAGAGCAGAAUGCCACACACAUAUACACACACACACACACAGUCCCAAACUUCUCAGCUACUAAGGGCACCUGCCUGAGCCAUCUGGGCUCAGCUCGCUCACCAUCAUUGGGACAAAGGCGACGACUGAGUGACAUUUCAUUCCAUUACUGCUCUUCUUCCUGCCUUACCAAUGUUCAGCAUUAGAUGAGGCAAGGUCAACUGUAAAUUGCCAGGCUGAACUAAUCGGGACAUGGGGAGGAAGAUGGGAAUGACUUUGUAAUUGAAGUGAAUUGGAAUGAAAGGGGAGGCUCUGGAGUGGGAAGACCAUAAUCCACAAGGCUCCUUAGACAUGUUUUUGUGUCCUAAUAGUGCUGCAACGUUGACUGAAGAUGUGUUUGUAUACUCUUGUAGUGCUGACUAGCUCUGCUUCCAUCACUGCAGACUCAUUUCUGUUGUUUGUCCUCAGGUGACCUUGAUGAUGCUUUCGUCAAUGUUUCAAUAAACCGCAUUGUGUUAUUUCA
Molecule: messenger RNA, 2334 nt
Organism: Phycodurus eques (leafy seadragon)
Lineage: Eukaryota; Metazoa; Chordata; Actinopteri; Syngnathiformes; Syngnathidae
Gene: dmap1
Product: DNA methyltransferase 1 associated protein 1
Exons: 10
Coding region: 313-1755 (480 amino acids)
Biological process (GO): negative regulation of transcription by RNA polymerase II; chromatin remodeling; DNA repair
Cellular component (GO): Swr1 complex; nucleus; NuA4 histone acetyltransferase complex
Molecular function (GO): transcription corepressor activity
Source: RefSeq, a predicted model, not a curated record